AAGGCCCAAAUGGUUAACGGCCCCCACCCACGCAUGCACGCUUUCUCUCUCUGUGUCCAAAAAUCCCCAAAUUCCAAUUACAAUACACAACAAUUAAAAGAGCGAUUCUAGGGUUCAGUCCACCAACUCCGAAUCCCGAAACAAAACAAAACAAAACAAAGCGUUGGUCAAUUGUUUUCUUUCUGAUCACACGCCAAAACCUGCUCCAUGGCGGUGACUGCCCACAAUGAGGGCUAAAGUCUCGCGUCGCUACUCGUAUACGAACGUGUUGCUGAUGGCGGCGCCGAGGAACCUGGUCGUGGAGGUCGCGGGCUUGAGGGGCGAGGAGAAUGCGGAGGACUCGCCUACGACCAAGAAGCCGAUCGGCGCGAGGUUGGACGGCAAGAUGUCGCUCAGCCGGUGGGAAUUCACCGCGGCUUUGGGCGUCUUCCUGAUCUUCUCCACGGGGCUUUUCUGCAUAUAUUUGACAAUGCCAGCUGCCGAGUACGGUAAACUCAAGCUGCCUCGCACAAUUUCGGAUCUUCGAGCGCUCAAAGAUCACCUUGCAAGAUAUGCUGAAGCUUACCCCGCAAAGUUCAUUCUCGGUUACUGCUCAACUUACAUAUUCAUGCAAACAUUUAUGAUUCCAGGCACGAUUUUCAUGUCGUUACUGGCUGGAGCACUUUUUGGUGUUAUCAAAGGUCUUUUCUUGGUUGUCUUUAAUGCCACAGCUGGAGCAUCAUCCUGCUAUUUUCUGUCUAAGUUGAUUGGCAGGCCCAUAGUUAGCUGGUUGUGGCCUGAAAAGUUGAGAUUUUUCCAGGCAGAGAUAGCAAAGCGUAGGGAAAAGUUGCUGAAUUACAUGCUUUUUUUGAGGAUUACUCCAACUUUGCCUAACCUUUUCAUCAAUUUGGCAUCUCCAAUAGUGGAUAUACCAUUUCAUGUUUUCUUCCUGGCAACAGUAAUUGGUCUUGUUCCAGCCUCUUAUAUCACUGUGCGAGCUGGCCUUGCUCUUGGAGAUCUGAAGUCAGUCAAAGAUUUAUACGAUUUUAAAACGUUGUCUGUUCUUUUCCUUAUCGGAUCUGUGAUCAUAGUUCCUACCCUCUUAAAGAGGAAGCGAGUAUACGAAUAAGCUCUUGGUGAGUUCCUUUCAUCUUUCGAACCAAAAAAGGAUGACAGCUACCUUCACCGCUAAUGUUCAUUGUAUAUUGAGAGAAGUAAUUGAGAGGUGCAAAAACGUGGCACUUUGUUGAUACAAUGUAAUACCAGGCAAAAGGGGUUGUUCUUUACUUGUGAUACACAAGUUACUUACCCUGUUAAAAAGAACAAAGGAAGAGUAGUCCUUUAUUAUUUAUUUCUCUUGCACUCAACUCUCUGUAGGUGAUCUACAAUUGGGCCCAGAAAUCCUGAUGUUUGAAUUCAUGUACAAAAAAAUGUUGAUUGUAGCUCUGAUUAUCUUAGGCAUGUCAUUCGUUUAUGUCGGAAACAGACGGGUAAAUUAUAAUAUGGAACUCCAUAUGGCAAUUUAGUA
Diospyros lotus (date-plum) is the source of this 1507-nucleotide messenger RNA. RefSeq lists its product as uncharacterized. NCBI's taxonomy places the organism in Eukaryota, Viridiplantae, Streptophyta, Magnoliopsida, Ericales, Ebenaceae. The record is from RefSeq and is a predicted model, not a curated record. Bases 227 to 1108 code for a protein of 293 amino acids. The transcript is spliced from 4 exons. Gene Ontology annotation, cellular component: endoplasmic reticulum.